This is a messenger RNA of Jatropha curcas, 1764 nucleotides long. Its product is annotated as anthocyanidin 3-O-glucosyltransferase 4. Gene Ontology annotation, molecular function: UDP-glucosyltransferase activity. The record is from RefSeq and is a predicted model, not a curated record. NCBI's taxonomy places the organism in Eukaryota, Viridiplantae, Streptophyta, Magnoliopsida, Malpighiales, Euphorbiaceae.
AGAAAUACAUCUAGGUCAUUCUUCUUCUAUAUAUGUGCAUGCAUAACAAUGAAGAAACUUAACGCACAUAUCUCUCUCUCCCUCUCUUUCUGACAAAUCCAUUGCCAUGAUUUCCCAAAGCAACCAACUUCACUUCGUCUUGUUUCCUCUACUAGCCCAAGGCCAUAUGAUUCCAAUGGUAGAUAUUGCCAAGCUGUUGGCACAAGAAGGAGCAAUGGUAAGUAUAAUCACAACACCUCAAAAUGCUGCUAGGCAUUCAACAAUUCUUACCAGAGCUAUCAAAUCAGGCCUCAAAAUCCAAAUUUUCAAACUCCAAAUUCCAUUUCAAAACUAUGGCUUACCUGAAGGAUGUGAAAAUUUUGACAUGUUACCUUCAUUGGACAUGGGCGAAAAAAUGUUCAUGGCAGCUAAUGGGCUUCAAAAGCCAGCAGAAGAAUUAUUUGAAGAACUAAACCCUAAGCCAAGCUGCAUAAUCUCUGAUUUGUUUUUGCCAUGGACAAUUCACAUAGCUAGUAAAUGGAAGGUUCCAAGAAUUUCAUUUAACGGCUUUUGCUGUUUUACUAUGUUAUGCACGCAUAAUAUUUACAAUUCCAACAUUUUAGAGAAUAUAACAUCAGAAAAUGAAUUUUUUGUUGUUCCUGGAUUGCCUCAGACUAUUGAGAUCACCGAAAGUCAGCUGCCCGAAUCGGCUGUAAAGAACUGGACCGAAGAGCUCCUUAAUCAAAUUCUUCAAGCUGAAAAGGAAAGCUGUGGAUUUAUUAUAAAUACAUUUGAAGAGUUAGAGGAAGAAUUUGUUAAAGAAUACAAGAAUGCAAGAGGGAAUACUAGGAUUUGGUGUAUUGGCCCUGUUUCACUAUGUAACAAGGAUAGCAUGGACAAGAUUGAUAGAGGUAAUAGAACAUUAGUUGAUGGGAAUGAAUGUUUGAAUUGGCUUGAUGCUUGGAGUCCAAAAUCUGUAAUUUACGCUUGUCUUGGAAGCCUUCCUAAUUUAACAACUUUACAAGUGAUAGAGCUGGGAUUAGGGUUAGAAUCCUCGAAAAGGCCUUUCAUUUGGGUAGUAAGAGGAGGAGAUUAUAGAUCAAAAGAAAUAGAGAAAUGGGUUUCAGAGACUGGGUUCGAAGAGAGAAUAAAAGGAAGAGGUCUUUUCAUUAGCGGCUGGGCGCCACAAAUGCUAAUACUGUCACACCCAGCAAUUGGAGGAUUUGUGACGCAUUGUGGAUGGAAUUCAACAUUGGAAGCAAUAAGCUCAGGUGUGCCGAUGGCUACAUGGCCACUUUUUGCUGAUCAAUUUAUUAAUGAGAAGCUAGUUAUUCAGGUACUGAAGAUUGGUGUGAGUUUUGGGGUCGAGGUUCCAGAGAAGUUCGGAGAGGAAGGGAAGUUUGGUCUGUUGGUGAAAAAAGAAGAUGUUGUGAGAGCUUUGGACAAGUUGAUGGAAGAAGGAGAAGAAAGGGAAGAGAGAAAUAAAAGGAUUAAAGAACUUGCAGAGAUGGCAAAGAAGGCAACAGAGGAAGGAGGUUCUUCUUUUCUCAACAUUAAGCUCCUAAUCCAAGAUAUCAUGCAGAAAAUAAACCAUGAGAAAUCAACUUAAUAGAAGAUGGAUGUUUCUCUGUUUGAUCUUAAUUAUAUUUGUUUUUUAUAUCUUUUAUUUUAUUUCAGUUAAGUUCCAACAGAGUGACAACAUAUGCUGAAGCAAUUUGUAAUCACUUACUUUAUGACAAGUUGCUUUUAACAAGUGAUAAACAAGGAAGUUAAGGUGAAAAAAAA